Helianthus annuus (common sunflower) is the source of this 698-nucleotide messenger RNA. Its product is annotated as SKP1-like protein 1B. The coding region runs from base 44 to 496 and encodes 150 amino acids. The transcript is spliced from 2 exons. Gene Ontology annotation, molecular function: cullin family protein binding. NCBI's taxonomy places the organism in Eukaryota, Viridiplantae, Streptophyta, Magnoliopsida, Asterales, Asteraceae. Gene Ontology annotation, cellular component: cytoplasm; nucleus. Gene Ontology annotation, biological process: SCF-dependent proteasomal ubiquitin-dependent protein catabolic process. The record is from RefSeq and is a predicted model, not a curated record.
CGUAAAUCAAUCGCACAACUCUCUCUGUUAAUUUCCAGCCGAUAUGUCGUCGCAGAAAACCAUCGUGUUGAAGAGCUCGGACGGAGAAACCUUCGAGGUUGAGGAGGUUGUGGCGUUGGAAUCGCAAACGAUCAAACACAUCAUCGAAGAUGACUGUGCCAACACCACCAUCCCCUUACCUAAUGUCACCAGCAAGACCCUCUCAAUGGUUAUUGAGUACUGUAAGAAGCAUGUGGAGAGCGACGCUGAAAAGGAUCUGAAAGCGUUUGAUUCUGAGUUUGUCAAAGUGGAUGAUCACGCCACUCUUUUUGAUUUAAUUCGGGCUGCAAACUAUCUCAAUAUCAAAGGCUUACUUGAUCUAACGUGUCAAACGACUGCUGACAUGAUCAAGGACAAGCAGCCUGAAGAGAUUCGUGAGAUAUUCAACAUCAAGAAUGACUUCACCCCUGAGGAAGAAGCAGAAAUCCGUCGUGAGAAUGCAUGGGCAUUUGAGUAAAGAAGAUUCAUGACCCGAAUUUGUCAAGGAUCGAGUUAUAACGUUAGGAUACUUUUGUUCUUUUCUUAGAAAACCAAACCUUGAAUUUGUUAGUGUUUUGGAAUUCAUAACCACUUAUGUGUAACUGAUUUUACUUCUUCAACAUGCUUGUCAUGAUUUUGUAAUACCAGUGUUGGUAAAACUUAUAAUUGGAAUUAAUGAU